AUGGACCACCACCGCGGCGAUCGCGACCACCGCGCGAACCCAAAGUACGUGGCCCCGGUGUUGAUCACCUUCCUCUGCUUCAUGUCGGUCGGCAUCGUCCUCGCCCUCUGCCGAUGCCUCCUCGCCACCUGCAGCAGCAGCAGCGCCGCGCAGCUGAUUCCCGCGGCGGCGGUGCCUUACGAGAAGAGCCGGGGAGGCGAGGGGGAAGGGGAGGGGGAUGGCACGUGCGCGGUGUGCCUCGCGGACUUCGAGGAGGGCGAGGCCGUGCGGGUGCUCCCGGAGUGCGCGCACUGCUUCCACGUGGCGUGCAUCGACGCGUGGCUCCGCGCGCGCACCAGCUGCCCCGUGUGCCGCGCCGAGAUAGCCCCUCCGCCGCUGCGCGCCUGCCAUGUGGCCCGCGGCGAUUCGCUGCCGCACCGCAUGCCGCCUCCGGCCGCCAUCCUAUAG
Molecule: messenger RNA, 447 nt
Organism: Ananas comosus (pineapple)
Lineage: Eukaryota; Viridiplantae; Streptophyta; Magnoliopsida; Poales; Bromeliaceae
Product: probable E3 ubiquitin-protein ligase ATL45
Exons: 2
Coding region: 1-447 (148 amino acids)
Biological process (GO): protein ubiquitination
Source: RefSeq, a predicted model, not a curated record